Saccostrea cuccullata (small rock oyster) is the source of this 2713-nucleotide messenger RNA. RefSeq names its product N-acetylated-alpha-linked acidic dipeptidase 2-like. The record is from RefSeq and is a predicted model, not a curated record. The transcript has 17 exons. Lineage: Eukaryota; Metazoa; Mollusca; Bivalvia; Ostreida; Ostreidae. Bases 282 to 2561 code for a protein of 759 amino acids. Gene Ontology annotation, molecular function: carboxypeptidase activity.
CUUUGUAGGAUUAACAUGUCAAGUUUAUCUUACCAGCACAAAAGACACUUAUCACUUACUUAGAUCUAGAGCGUCCAGGAACUAUAUUACUCUGUGUAACAUCAAAUUCGCAGGAUUUUAUAAUUUUAUAACACGGCAAUAUACCCUUUAUUUGCCAAAAAUGAUCAAACACAACACUUAACAAUUUACGAUAUCCACGCCGGCCGAAUUUAUAAGUGCAGUGUACAAGGAGAAUUUUUUGGUGACUACGAAGUUUAUUCAGGGUUGAAGAUAAGUUAACAAUGAACCCUGUGCACCGACAAGCUAGGAGAAAACUCUUACUAUGGACGCUUAUAGCGGCCGCCGUGGGGUUAGGAAUCGGUAUGAUAAUUGGGAGAUUUGGAUUCUGUACGGAGGAUAAUAAUGAAAAUGUUCCAGGGAUACCAGAAAGCCUUGUUCAAGAUGGAGACCCAACCAUCUCCUCCGAGAUCAUUAGUCAGAUUAGGAGCGAAAAUAUUAGGCAGUAUUUACGUGAACUCUCCAGAAAUCCUCAUCUUGCCGGAACAGAUGCAGAUUAUGAUCAGGCCAAGGAUCUUCAUGACUUCUGGAAAUCAGCAGGUCUUGAUGAAGCGUUCAUCACACCGUACGACAUACUGCUGUCCUACCCGGAAACAGAGGACGAGAGCAAGAUGAACCAGAUAUUCGUCUACGAUUCUUCUAAUAACACUGUGUGGGAGUCCGCCUUGUACGAACCCAUCCUGGACCCGAGCGAAAACAAGUCAAAUGUUGUACCUCCAUUUAAUGCCUACUCUGCACCUGGGGAUAUAAGUUCGACGGACCUUGUGUACGUAAACUAUGGACGGGUGGAGGAUUAUAGAUGGCUGGCAAACAAUACGAACAUCAACGUAACAGGGAAAAUCGUACUGGCUCGGUACGGCAAAAUCUUCAGAGGUGACAAGGUCAAUCAAGCAUACCUUCAUGGGGCUACAGGAAUAAUAAUCUACUCUGAUCCGGCGGACUACGCCGUGGACGGUGAGAAUUCCCAGGUGUACCCCCACGACUGGUGGCUCCCAGACACGGGCACACAGCGGGGGACGAUAUUUCUCGGGAAGGGAGACCCUCUUACUCCGGGAUACCCGGCUACAGAGAAUGCAUACAGAUUGAAUGAGAGCGAUCCAGAGGCAAAGCUUCCCAAGAUUCCGUCUCAUCCGAUUGGAUAUGGUGUUGCCAAAACACUGAUUGGAUACAUGAGUGGAGAUGAGGUCCCACAAAGCUGGAAAGGAGCCCUCAAUAUAACUUAUAGAUAUGGCGGACAAUUAAGUAACUCUGGAUGGCGGAUAAGAAUAAGAAUUUCUACGAAGAAUAGUAAAAGAAGAACCUACAAUGUUUUUGGGAUCAUCCGUGGAAGAAUUGAACCUGAUAGGUAUGUGUUGAUGGGCAACCAUCGUGACGCGUGGGUCUUUGGAGCAAUCGAUCCCUCCAGUGGAACAGCGGUAAUGAAAGAGGUGUCCCGAGUAAUGGGAAAUCUUGUUCAAACAAACAGGUGGCGCCCACGUAGAACGAUUGUUUUCUGUAGCUGGGGUGCGGAAGAGUAUGGGCUUAUAGGAUCUACAGAAUGGAUAGAGCAAUAUGUGAAAAAUCUGGGAUCGCGAGCAGUUGCCUAUUUAAACGUGGAUAUUGCAGUGCAAGGUAAUUACUCGCUUCGGUCCCUUGGUACACCGUUGUUAAACUCUGUUAUUUACGAUGCUACAAAGAAGGUUCCAAACCCGGACGAGCAGGAAUUAUCAAUUAAAACCGUUUAUGAUAAAUGGUUGGCUAGUUUUCCAGACACAGACAACAAACUUCCAAGAAUUGCGGACAUGGGGUCUGGUAGUGAUUAUGCCCCUUUCAUCCAACGUGUUGGUCUACCCUGUCUGGAUAUUCGAUACACAUACAAUUCAAACAAAUACAAAAUUUCUUCCUACCCACUUUAUCAUUCAAAAUACGAGACCUUUAAGGUGGUGGACGAGAUUAUGGACCGCGGUUUCAAGCGUCACCGGGCAGUGGGACAAACGUGGGCGGAGUUAGCACGGAACCUUGCUGACUCCCUGAUUAUUCCAUUCAAAGUUGAGGACUACUCCCUUAAACUGCAUAAUCUUAUUAAACAACUUGAUUCUGAUUUUGGAGACUUAAUGAGCAAAAACGGGAUUCAAUUAGAAUUACUUUACAACGCUUCAAAUUUGUUCACGUCUGAGACAACAGCUUUUCAGAAAUCGGUUGACGCAGUAAACAAGUGGGACCCAUUCGCUAUUCGGAAAAUAAACGACCAGCUCCUUCAGUUAGAGAGAGCAUUCAUUGACCCCCAAGGUUUACCAGGGCGCCCAGUGGCCAGACACGUCCUUUUUGCGGAGAGCAGUGUAAAUACAUACGCUGGUAGCAGUUUUCCGGGACUGGCGGACGGAAUGUUUGAGAUAGAGGGCAGUCCAGAUGAACAAAAGAGAUGGGAAACAGUGAAGAAACAUUUUACCGUCAUUCUCUAUACAAUAGAGUCAGCGGCAUCUACUCUUCGUGAAACGUCUAGAUUUAUGCCAAUGUACACGUAGCAAGGGACAAUCUUUAAAAUAUUUUAAAUUCUAUUUCGUUAAAAAAUAAUCUUAAAUUUCAUUAUUAUCAUUUUCUUGUAAAUAUUCACAUCAUAAUCAAUUUGUGCACCAUCAUAUGUGUUUUCACUUUUUUUCCCCGUGUUUUGUAAUGG